Molecule: messenger RNA, 4893 nt
Organism: Gambusia affinis (western mosquitofish)
Lineage: Eukaryota; Metazoa; Chordata; Actinopteri; Cyprinodontiformes; Poeciliidae
Gene: nfkb1
Product: nuclear factor of kappa light polypeptide gene enhancer in B-cells 1
Exons: 22
Coding region: 279-3038 (919 amino acids)
Biological process (GO): response to cytokine; inflammatory response; non-canonical NF-kappaB signal transduction
Cellular component (GO): cytoplasm
Molecular function (GO): protein binding; RNA polymerase II cis-regulatory region sequence-specific DNA binding; DNA-binding transcription factor activity, RNA polymerase II-specific
Source: RefSeq, a predicted model, not a curated record
CCUGGGAACCGGGGGGAAUUUCCAGUGGGGAAGGAGCUCCACUCUUUCUUCUCGGUGUCACCUGGAGGUUUCAGCUUUGUCGAGGCAGGACUGGAUGAAAUAUUUGGGCUCUCCACGCAGUGAUGGUGUCCCGAAGCUGAGCCCGGUCUGCUUGUGGGUCUGCGGGUUCUGCGUGGAGAGGAAAUAAUGACGGACAUGAGUGAACUGAAGUGAAGCGGAACGAGCCCCAACUGUCACACUUCAAACUGACUUCCACCUGAGUGAGCUGACCAGACAAGAUGGCUGCUGAUGAGAACUACCUGCACGCCUCCAGCCAGAUGUUCGACACCACCAUGAUGGACCCGUCCUUCCUGGAGUAUUCCCACUUCGUCCCGAUCCCUCAGAUGACGGCUCUGCAGUCAGUGGACGGACCGUUCCUGCAGAUCCUAGAGCAGCCCAAACAGCGCGGCUUCAGAUUCCGCUACGGCUGUGAAGGUCCGUCGCACGGCGGCCUGCCAGGAGCCUCCAGCGAGAAGAACAGGAAGACGUACCCGACGGUGAAGAUCUGUAACUACCAGGGUCAGGCCCGGGUCGUGGUCCAGCUGGUGACGGCGCUGACCCAGCUGCCGCAGCUUCACGCUCACAGCCUGGUGGGGAAGCAGUGCGAUAAAGGGAUCUGCAUCGCUGACCUGCAGUCCAAAGACUCCACCAUCAGUUUUCCCAACCUGGGAAUCCUCCAUGUGACCAAGAAGAACGUGGCGAAGACACUGGAGGAGCGGAUGGUGGAGGCCUUCAGGAUGGGCUACAACUGUGGGGUCGCCAUCCACCCGGAGAUCGACGCGCUGCAGGGGGAGGUCCGGCUCCCGCGGGAGCUCAGCGACCACCAGCGCAGCCUGAUCAGCAGCGCCGCAGCCACUCAGGCCAAAGAGAUGGACCUGAGCGUGGUGCGCCUCAUGUUCACCGCCUUCCUGCCCGACAGCGACGGCGGCUUCUCCAGACGCCUGGAGCCCGUGGUGUCCGAGCCCAUCUACGACAGCAAGGCUCCAAACGCCUCAAACCUGAAGAUCGUCAGGAUGGACCGGACCGCCGGCUGCGUGACGGGGGGAGAGGAGGUCUACCUGCUCUGUGACAAGGUCCAGAAAGAUGACAUCCAGGUGCGGUUCUAUGAGGAGGACGACUCGGGCCUGACCUGGGAGGCUCUGGGCGAUUUCUCCCCCACAGAUGUCCACAGACAGUUUGCCAUCGUCUUCAAGACCCCGAAGUAUCGAGACCAAAACCUGCAGAAGCCGACGUCUGUCUUCGUCCAGCUAAAGAGGAAAUCCGACAACGAGACCAGCGAACCCAAACCAUUCACCUACCAUCCGCAGAUCAUAGAUAAAGAGGAGGUUCAGAGAAAAAGGCAGAAGACGUUGCCAAACUUCCAGGACUUCAGCGGACAUGGAGGAGGAGGAGGCGGAGGGCUGUACCGAGGUGGAGGAGGAGGAGGAGGAGGUCCAGCUUCAGGAGUUGGAGGUCCAGGCCCGGCAGGAGGAGGAUAUUACCAGGGUUUCUCCUCCUACAGCUACGGAGGAGCAGGAGGAGGAUUCUCCUCAGCGUACUCAGCUGGUCUUGGAGGAGGCGGCGGCACAAAGCAUGCUUUGCAGAGUGAAGCUGCAGACGACAGCGACGACGACAGUGACCCAGACAACGACCCGGCAUCGGGCGCUGUGCUAAGAGGCUCCGCCCAGUCCCAAGUCUCCGGUGUGGAUCCACGUCGCUCUGGUUCUGAUGUGUCUGCAGACGAGGUUCUGAUGGAGGCGACCCGCAGGCAGCUCGACGCUCUCUUCCGAUACUCAGUCACCGGCGACUCGGCGUACCUGCUGGCUCCACAGCGCCCCCUGAUGGCGGCACAGGAUGAAGACGGAGACACUGGGCUGCAUCUGGCGGUGCUGCACAGCCAGCAGGAGGCGCUGACAAGUCUGACCCAGGUUGUGUCCGCUCUGACGGGAGAGGAGGUGCUCAACAUGAGGAACCACCUGUACCAGACUCCUCUGCACCUGGCGGUCAUCACUCAGCAGAAGCAGGCGGCCGAAGUGCUGCUGAUGGCUGGCGCUGACCCGACUCUGACAGAUCGCCACGGCAACACGGUUCUUCACCUGGCGGCACAGCAGGAAGGAGACGGGAUGGUGGAACUUUUACUGCGGCGCAGAGAGAUGAGAGAGCUGCUGCAGUUCAGCAACACAGCAGGUCUGUGUGCCAUCCACCUGGCGGUUCUGGCCAAUCGGCUGGCGGCGCUCAGGGAGCUGCUGGUGGGCGGGGCCGAUGUGGAGGCUCAGGAGCGCAGCGGCGGACGCACCGCGCUGCACCUCGCCACGGAGACCGACAACGUGUCGCUGGCCGGCUGUCUGCUGCUGGAGGGAAACGCCAAGGUGGACAGCUGCACCUUCAACGGCUCCACCCCCCUGCACGUGGCCGCGGGGCGGGGCUCCCUCAAGCUGACGGCUUUGCUGAUGGCUGCAGGUGCCGACCCGCACAGGGAGAACUUUGAGCCGCUCUUCAUCAGGGACGAGGAAGAUGAGGAGGAGCAGGAUGAUGAAGGCUACAUUUCAGGAACCACUCCAGUUAACAUGGCUGCCUGCCCUGAGGUUCUGGAUCUUCUAAACGGUCAGGAGUACGAGCCCAGGAGCCAGCGAGCCUUCGUCCCCCCACAGGGUGACCUGUCAGUUCUAGACAUGCAGGUAAAGCGAGCCGUGUGCGGCGCUCUGGAGGCUGAAGGGUGCUGGGAGAACCUGGCUCACCACCUGGGCCUCGGCAUCCUGAACACGGCAUUCCGGCUGAGUCCAAACCCGGCCAGAACCCUGCUGGAGAGCUAUGAGGUUUCUGGUGGAACCGUUUCGGACCUGCUGGUGGCUCUCCGGUCGGCAGGCGGCUGCAGAGCGCUGAGCAUCCUGGAGGGGGCGCUGUGCCAGAACCCGGACACUGCAGAGGAGGUCCAGAACCCUCCGGUCCAGAACCUGAAGGCGGACCUUGGGAAUGACAGCGGCGUCUGCGACAGCGGGGUGGAGCUCUCCACAGCGUAGCGCUCUGAUUGGCCAGCAUCCUCAUCCUCCUCUUCAUCACUCAAAGUUUCUAUUCUAUUUUAAAAAACUGCUGACACAACCGGACCGAACCGGACCGGACCGCUGAACUCUGAUCUCUACUGACAGGACAGAAAAGCUGCUUCCUGUUUCUUCCCAGAACCGAUGGUGCUACAAACCCUGACCGGGUCCAAACGGGUUGGAAUCUCCUUGCUCCAGUCGGAUCAGAACCACAUGAUCAGCAGGGAGAGUCACAGCAUCUGAAAGCUCAUUAGAACAUUCUGGACCCGGUUCUGAUGGUCCAGAUUCAAACCCAGAACCAGGACAACAGAACCAGAACCAGAGGGGAUUUUUCUGCUGGUUUCCAUCUGAAACCUCCAGAUUUAAUCUCAGAUGUCGUUAAUCUGGGGCAUCAAUCUGAAACCUGGAUUAACUGUGAAACCAGCCAAUUAAUUCACUUGCAGUAACGGAUUCUGGUUUUUAGGGUAAAUUUCCUCUCAUGUUUUCACAUCCUCAAUUUUCUUUAUUUUAAAUCCUAAAAAUAGAAAUAAAACGACGUCCUUUGAAAAUUAGGAUAUAAUUUAAAAAAGAAGUUGUAACAUUUGUGGCUUGAGCUAAAACAUCUUCAUCAUCAGAACCAGAACCGGCUGUUCUGGACCUGCAGACCGGUUUCAUCUCUUCUGAGUCUAGAAUGUUCUGCUGAGCUUCUCUGCAGGCUGAACGUUCCUCUGCGGACCGGAUCCCGGACCGGGUUCAGGAAGGGGACCGGGUUCAGGACCGGGACCGGAUCCAGGACCGGGUUCAGGACCGGGACCGGAUCCAGGACCGGGUUCAGGACCGGGACCGGAUCCAGGACCGGGACCGGAUCCAGGACCGGGACCUGAUCCCGGACCGGAUCCAGGACCGGGUUCAGGGACCGGAUCCAGGACCGGGUUCAGGACCGGGACCGGAUCCAGGACCGGGACCGGAUCCAGGACCGGGACCUGAUCCCGGACCGGAUCCAGGACCGGGUUCAGGGACCGGAUCCAGGACCGGGACCGGAUCCAGGACCGGGACCUGAUCCCGGACCGGGUCCGGGACUGGAUCCAGGACCGGGACCGGAUCCAGGACCGGGUUCAGGACCGGGACCGGAUCCAGGACCGGGUUCAGGACCGGGACCUGAUCCAGGACCGGGUUCAGGACCGGGACCGGAUCCAGGACCGGGUUCAGGACCGGGACCGGAUCCAGGACCGGGACCGGAUCCAGGACCGGGACCUGAUCCCGGACCGGAUCCAGGACCGGGUUCAGGGACCGGAUCCAGGACCGGGUUCAGGACCGGGACCGGAUCCAGGACCGGGACCGGAUCCAGGACCGGGACCUGAUCCCGGACCGGAUCCAGGACCGGGUUCAGGGACCGGAUCCAGGACCGGGACCGGAUCCAGGACCGGGACCUGAUCCCGGACCGGGUCCGGGACUGGAUCCAGGACCGGGACCGGAUCCAGGACCGGGUUCAGGACCGGGACCGGAUCCAGGACCGGGUUCAGGACCGGGACCGGAUCCAGGACCGGGUUCAGGACCGGGACCUGAUCCCGGACCGGGUUCAGGACCGGGACCGGAUCCCGGACUGGAUCCAGGACCGGGAUCAGGACCAGAUCACAGACUGGGUUCAGGAUUCAUUUCUGAACAGAUUCAGUUCUUUUUCAUUGAACUUCUGGUUCCUUCCUGGAUAAAUAAAACCACAGGGGAUUGUGGGAAAAGUAGUCCAGGUGUUAGCGUCCCUGUUUCCGCAUAUUUAUGUCCCGCCUGUGCUGUACAGUUCAUCAUCAUUAUUAGUAACUGGUUGUUAAUUUUUUUAAAUAAAGGUUUUUUUAUAUUUUGA